GAUUUAGAAGCAUUCAUCGAGUCAUGGUUAAGGAGUGCCUACUAAAAGACAAUACCCGUUCCUCAGAAUGGAUGUGAAUAAGACAAACAGCUGCUUGGAGAUAAUUAAAAUCCUAGAAAAGUAUUAUCUUUGCACCAUGUACGUCCUUGAGUUGAUUUUUGGUAUCAUUGCAAAUAGCACUGUGGUGUUUGGCUACAUCUUCUGCCUGAAGAAAUGGAAAAGUAGCAACAUCUAUCUGUUCAACCUGUCCUUAUCAGACUUAGCAUUUCUUUGCACUCUUCCAAUAUUGGUGGCAAAAUACUCAACAGACAAAUGGACACCUGGGAACAUUUUGUGCCAAAACAAUAGAGUAUUGUUGCAUGCAAACCUGUACACAAGUAUCCUUUUCCUUACCUUUAUCAGUAUCGAUCGAUAUAUCCUUAUGAAAUAUCCAUUCAGAGACCAUUUUCUACAGAAGAGAAAUACAGCUGUUGUUAUCUCUGUUGCCAUCUGGAUCUUGGUUAUAUUUGAACUGUUGCCAAUAAUCAUCUUCAUUGGAUCUACUGCCAAUGAUGAUAAAUGCAUGGAUUAUGCAAGUUCUGGAGUUCCAGAACAAAGCUUGAUCUACAGUUUGUGCCUGACUGUUUUGGGAUUUCUAACCCCUCUUUGUGUCAUGUGCUUCUUUUACAGGAAGAUGGUUAUUUUUCUUAGAAACCAUAAUGAGCAGCUCAAUGGUUCCCUGCCACUUGAGAGACCUCUUACUUUAGUCACCAUGGCAGUGGUCAUUUUUUCGCUGCUCUUUACUCCCUAUCAUAUCAUGCGCAAUGUCAGACUUAUCUCCCGCAUACAAUCCUUGGAGGUAUCUGAGUGCACACAAAACAUCAUCAAUGCCAUUUAUAUCAUCACAAGACCUAUUGCAUUUUUAAAUAGUGCAAUUAACCCUGUCUUUUAUUUUCUAAUGGGUGAUCACUUCAGGGAGAUGCUGAUGAAUAAAGUAAGGCACUUCUUAGAAAGAGUCACUAUUGGCAGAAAAUAAGAUGAUAAAAGUGCACUUGGAUGCAGCAACAUACAGCGGAUUAAAGUGUAUUGAUGUCUCGGACAAUACUUACUGAUGUAAAGUGAGGUUGUAUUUAGCUAUAUGUAUUUAACUGUGUGUAAUCUGUUGAUUGGACUGUUCUUUGCCAAAUGGUUCACAAUAGAGCCACUGUUUACCUAUUGCAAUAGGCCUCAUUCUACUGCCUUAUUCAGAUAAAACUAUUGCUGGCUAGACAAGAGGCAAGUUCCCUUCAAGUCGUUUAAAUUGCCUGUUCCACAGGCAGACAUGGAGAUAGCUUAAUGCAUAUGAGAAUUAUAUAGCUGCCCAGGGCCCCAUAUUCAGCAUAUAUUUAUGAUCCCUGAUUCCUCUUGUUAUGCCUGCCUAACUUUUCCUUCCUCUCUGCCCCUGUGAAGUUGGAUAUUGUUCACUUUUUAUGGAGCUGAGCACAUUUCACUUUUUAUUUUAUCUUGUGGGAAGUUGGUGGGUUCCAGGAGGGGCAGGAAAGGUUGUAGGCAGGGAUAGUAGGGAGGAAAAAUCUUCUGAUCUUAGCCCUGAUGGAACUUCGCUCAUAGUGAUAGUGAGGAGGGAGAAAAAUAGAUUUUCAGUUCCUGGCAUUCACUUGCAUUGAGAUUAGAUAGGAGUGCAUGUUGGAGAUGAGAGAGAGAGAUCCAUUAAUCAGAGAGUGAGAGAAAGGAGUAAGACCAAAAUUAAAGUGAUUAGUAUAACCAAGGGUUGGAGACAAAGCCCAGAACCAGAAGAAAAAAGAUAAAAUAAAUUAAAUACAAUUAUACUUUGGAAUAUUACUCUGAAAAGGGGAUUUUUUCAUUUUCUGUGCAAGUCUCAGUGAUUUCCAGACACAUGCCAAGCUGACAACAAAGACAAUGAUGCAGUAACAGUUUUAUAUCUGGAAACUGGGCAUUAAAAACCAGAUUGUGGUUCACUACUCACAUAUCUUCCCCCAGUUGUAAUGAUGCUACAUGCCUAAUUUGGUCUUUAUUUACUUUUCAUCAAUCCCAUAAUGCAGUGGUCAGUAACCUGUGACUCAUGUGCAGGAUUCGGAUUAUGAAAAGACUGGGUCCAGUCUGGGAAGGUGCAACCUGGCCCAGGGCAACACGGGGGAAUGGGCAGUUGAACUGCUCACCCCUCUGCAGCACUCUUCUCCAUCGCCCAACCUGCUGUGCUCUAGUGCCUGUGUUUACCCUCAUUGCAGAGCAGUUGGUUAUCUGCAGUGAGAAUAAAAACUCUGUGGGGGUGGAGGUUUGCAGCCCAUGGCAGGGGGUUGAGUCUUGUUGUGUGUUAUUGUGUUUUCCUUGUACAGUCCCUUUAAAGCCAAAGCCUCAUGUUUAGCAUUACAGGGUUCAGUUUGCUUGUGGCAGUUUUGCAGCUCUGGGAACUCCAUUUUCUUUGCCAAGAGGAG
Molecule: messenger RNA, 2432 nt
Organism: Gavialis gangeticus (Gharial)
Lineage: Eukaryota; Metazoa; Chordata; Crocodylia; Gavialidae
Gene: SUCNR1
Product: succinate receptor 1
Exons: 2
Coding region: 68-1015 (315 amino acids)
Biological process (GO): G protein-coupled receptor signaling pathway
Cellular component (GO): plasma membrane
Molecular function (GO): G protein-coupled receptor activity
Source: RefSeq, a predicted model, not a curated record